AUGCCGAUCGCUCCAAAUACUUAUGGGGGAGUUUCCCAACCAUCAUGUUUAGCCAAAGUAAAGUUAGGAUUUUUAAUGGGGUUCUGUGUUGGUGUAGCAACUGGUGCUAUAUUCGGGGGAUUCAGUUGUUUAAGAUACGGUCUACGUGGGCGUGAACUAAUUCAAACGGUUGGUAAAGGCAUGUUUCAAGGUGGAGGUACAUUUGGCAUGUUUAUGGCUAUAGGAACUGCCAUCCGUUGUUAG
Molecule: messenger RNA, 243 nt
Organism: Schistosoma rodhaini
Lineage: Eukaryota; Metazoa; Platyhelminthes; Trematoda; Strigeidida; Schistosomatidae
Source: the annotation of a GenBank genome assembly